This is a messenger RNA of Silurus meridionalis, 1627 nucleotides long. RefSeq names its product O-sialoglycoprotein endopeptidase-like 1 (gene osgepl1). The transcript is spliced from 7 exons. The record is from RefSeq and is a predicted model, not a curated record. Gene Ontology annotation, cellular component: mitochondrion. Bases 497 to 1561 code for a protein of 354 amino acids. Gene Ontology annotation, biological process: tRNA threonylcarbamoyladenosine modification. Lineage: Eukaryota; Metazoa; Chordata; Actinopteri; Siluriformes; Siluridae.
CUCCACACUGACACCAAGUCCAUGCCAAGAUGUUUUUGUAUUAAGAUAUUGCACACAAAUCACUCCAGAUCUUCUCUAAUGCCGUCAAUCCUUAUCCCCGUUCCUGAUCCUCUACCUUUUUCCAUUCACACGAAUAAUUAUAUAGAUCUUGAAUAAACAUCUCCUCUCCUGUGCAUGAGCUCAGAGCCUUCCAUCCAAUAAUUACUGCAGUGAUGAACACACCGAUCAGCCAGAACAUUAUGAUCGGUGAAGUGAAGAACACUGAUCAUCUCUUCAUCCUGGCUUUCUGUCUGGAUCUCAAAAUUGCAGCUCUUGUGAGAUGUUCCUGAUCUGCAGUGGACAGUAUCUAUCAAAUGUGCUCCAAGUAAGGAACAGUAGAGAACCAACGACAGGGUCGUGGGCCGAGGAUCAUUGAUGCACGUGAGGAGUGAAGGCUGGUCCGUGUGGUUCCGAUCCAACAGAGGAGCUCCUGUAGAUCAAACUGCUGAAGAAGGUUAUGCUGUUAGUCUGCAACUCCAACACAAUAUUACUCAGAACAGGAGGUAUAGUCCCGCCCGUCGCCCAGCGUCUCCACGAAGAGAACAUCGGCCGAGUCGUGCAGGAGGCACUGGACAGGAGCGGCGUCACGCCAAGAGAACUUGAUGCCGUGGCCACGACGGUCAAACCGGGUCUGGCUCUGAGCCUCGGUGUGGGCUUGCGCUUCAGCCUGAGCUUCGUAAGACAACACGAGAAACCUUUCAUCCCUAUCCAUCACAUGGAGGCCCACGCUCUGACCAUCAGGAUGCUCCAGAACGUCGAGUUCCCAUUCCUGGUGCUGCUCGUGUCUGGAGGUCAUUCUCUUCUGGCACUGGCGAGAGGCGUCGACGAUUUCUUACUGUUAGGACGAACGCUGGAUGAGGCUCCAGGAGACACUCUGGACAAGGUGGCGAGACGUCUGUCUCUCGUCAAGCACCCGAGGUGUCGUGGUUUAAGCGGUGGACAAGCCAUCGAGCUGCUGGCGAAAGAAGGAGACCGGCUGCAGUUCCGGUUUAAACCGCCGAUGGGGCAGAACUACGACUGCAACUUCUCCUUCGCCGGCGUUCGCAACCAAGUGACCAUGGCGAUCCACAAGAAAGAAAAGCAGGAGGGUGUUGAGCCGGGUCAGUUAUUAUCCUGUGUGCAGGACAUCGCUGCAGCGGCGCAGCACACCGUCGCAUCGCACAUUGCCAAGCGCACCCACAGGGCCAUUUUAUUCUGCAAAACCCGAGACCUUUUACCACAGAACAACCCGAAUCUGGUCGUAUCUGGAGGAGUAGCAAGCAACGAAUACAUACGAGAGACGCUGAGGAUCGUCACUGACGCCACGGGAUUGCGGUUGCUCUGUCCUCCGGCUGAAUUCUGUACAGAUAACGGCGUGAUGAUCGCAUGGAACGGUGUGGAGAGACUGAGGGAGGGUAAAGGGAUCGUGUCCCACACUCAGGAGGUCACCUAUGAGCCAAAAGCUCCACUGGGCAGAGAUAUCUCUACAGACGUCAGAGAUGCUUCCAUCAAGCUUCCGGUGUUAAAACUUAAGAUAAAUUGAUAAAUAUCGUAUUGAAUAAUGUAAUGAAAGGGUUUGAAAAUAAUAAAAUGGAUACAUGUGCUGAAA